UAUAUUGAGGAACAUAUCUAGAAAUAUUAGGAAUCACGUGAUAUUUCUUAAAAACACUGAGUUUUUAACCGUGUUUAAUUUAUGCGUAUAUUGAGGUAUUUAUAGGGAAGUUCUCAGUAUCUUUGACUUCCACACUCCAGUGUGAUAGAUGGCGGUAAAAGCACCUUAACUUGGUUUGCCAAACUCCAAAAGCAGAAGAAGACGAAGGAGACGUCAGACAGACUUCCGCUCUACGCAGUCAGAUCAGGGGCGUCAACAUGGCAGCCAUGGAUGUCAUUGUGGAGAAGCUGGUGACAGUAUGGAGGAGACCUGCGGUCAGACGGAUCUUUCCAUUGUUGUUUUUACUCAUUUCUUCUGUGGGAUCCAUUCUCAAAGAGCUGGAGUUGGUCCCGCCGUCCUAUUUCAGCAGCAGCAAGAACUUCUUCAACCUGUAUUUUGUGAAAGUAUCCUGGGGAUGGACGCUGCUGCUGCUCACACCUUUCCUCCUCAUCUCCAGCUCCGUACACAGGGGUGCCUCCUUACUUGGGCAGCGCUUGUUGUCCUUGGUAGUGGCAACAGCGGUCUGGUACAUCUGCACGGAGACCUUCCUCUACAUUGAGGAUGCAACAGGCGCCUGCUUUCAAAGCAAAACGUCUCUCCUUGCAACCAACGAGUUCGCUUCCAAAGCCACCUGCAGACGGGCUGGCUUCAACUGGCGGGGGCAAGACAUUUCGGGACACUCGUUCAUCCUGACCUACUCCUCACUCCUCAUCAUGGAGGAGACGUCCCCAAUGGCCAUCCUGAGGACAGCCAGUCUGCCUGCGCUGGCCAGGACGGUCCUCAACCUGCUGUAUGUGGCCUUGAAUCUGCUUGUGAUGACGUGGGUGUGGAUGUUUGUCUGCACCUCGGUUUACUUUCACCAGCCUAUAGAUAAGUUGCUGGGGACCAUAUGUGGCCUGUUGGGGUGGUAUCUGACAUAUAGGUACUGGUACCUGAAGCCUUUCUCACCAGGACUUCCCCUGCAGCGCCAACUAAAAGAACAGAAACAGCAUGCCUAAGCCACCCUUCCCUCUAUAGAUGGUUGCUGUUUUUACAGCCUCAUGGAGACAGCACUCUGUAGAUCACGUUAACUUAUCUGGGUCCAAGUUGGACGUUAAACUUGAAAAUAUUUUAAGUUAUUCUAUCUUGACAGGAAGGUUGCUUUGUCUGAGACUAUGGGGUUUUACAGCUGCUAAUGCUAAAAUGACUUUUACUAAUAACAAGACUGGUCUGCGGUCCAGAGGGGUGUACUUUUAACAGAUGAACGGAGUAGAGAGUUCUAGGGUUAGUAUAAGAUUCCCACAGUAUGAUAACCCUGAUCAUACCUUGACCAUAAUACAGUUUCACUGUAUCAAAGUAUUGACAAAUAUUUAGAAAAAAAUAUAAAAACAAAUAACUUUGUCUUUCUUGUAAUAAAGGGGACAAGUGUGGAAGUGACUAUAAUGAUCAGAAACAGGUGGAGGAGGGAGAGUACAGCACUGCUUCUCUGUAGAUAAUCGGAGAAAAACUCUAGUUAGUCCAGAACAUUCUCUGACAGCUUCUUAAAAAGACUUUAAACAACAGGAACAGUAUGGCGACCUCGGUCUGCGUUGAUACCAGUAGGCCAACCAGUGACUUCUACUGCGUUUAGUCAAGCCUGAAGAGAGUUUUCUCUUAAACUGGCUUGUUUACACAACUUCCUCACAAGAAAAUACAGUUUGGACCAUCCAGUUAAAUACUUUUCUAAAAUGAAAAAGUAAGUUUUUCAUUUUCUGACCAGAUUUGUCACCCCAGAUUAGCCUUCAAAUGUUGGAUUUAGUAUAUUGACUGAUGGCUCGUGUCACGGCCAGAUCAGGAACCCUGAUGGAUGCUGGUCAUUUUGUACCGGACUUUUUCAGGUAUGGGAUGGAGCUUCAGGAUGUUUCGUUAUAGCCAUGCCAGCAGAGUGUUUAGUACCAUCUUUGACAAUCAGUGAUUUCAAGUAUGUUUUUACAUGUUAAAGUAGAAACACCAAUUUUAAAACAGUAUUUGCUUUAUAUUCUGCUCUUAGUUUACUGUAAGCUAAUGUAAGCCACUGAAUAAUAUUAGAGAAAAAUGUGUGAAGUGUCAAAAAUACAAUAAGAAUAUUUGAGGAGGCUGCUUAUUGGCUAAAGAGGCUAAAAAAUGACCCUUAUGACACACAGAAAGCUUAACUCAAUUUGUAGUAGUGUUUUCACACUACUGUUUGUCUGCAUUACAAUGCUUCACUCAUCAGGGACUAAUUGCAGUUUAUUAUAUGAUGUGAACAGUUGAGAUGGUUUACAGCUCCAGAUGUACAUCCCUGAUUCUGCAAAUGUUUAUUAGCAAUGUUCAAAGCUACCUUUAUAAAGGGACAUUAUUCCUCUGUGGUUCCUUAUUCCAUCACAUGCUUAGGAUUUAAAUUAGCUGCUUGUUAGAAGUUAAAAGAGAGAUUAUUUUCUGGAUGUAACAAAGUACUUAAAACUGUCCCCAGUGUGGUUAGAAAAGUUAGAAAUACAAAAAUGUGUUCCAGGUGCUUGAAAUGAAAUACUUUGCCAACAUGCCUCUAAAUGCCUGCUCUAAUGCUGUCCAAUAAUGUAUUUCUUUAAAGUGCAUGUUAUUUUUACUGCGCUCAAUGUUGUCCUACACUUAGUACUUACCUCAUGUAUACAACACAUGUACUGUCCAUUGCUUGCUAGUGUGUAACUCACAAAAUAACUGCGACACGGGUUUGUGGUCACAAUUAUAACUGGGUGAAGAGUAAAAGCAUUGCUAAUAAUGCUGCAGGACAGUUUUCUGGGAAGUUCAAAACUUGGGAUGUUAUGGAAAUCAACUGGAAAACCAGUAAGGUGGUUGUUCUCAGUGUCCCGGCUUUUGGCAAUACAAGCCAACGCUAAAGGACGUCUCUGCUUUUCAUGCAUAUAAACACUAAUGGAACAUGUUCUCUGAGACGGGAUGUACAAUGCCGCAGAUAUCGUUAUGCUUUAGGCAGCCAUAUUGAAUUUUACAACUUUGAAUUCAAAACCUCCAAUAACAAAUAGGAUGCGGGAAUGUAUGAUCUGUGUUUUUAAUCAUAUUUAGUAGAUAUAUGGAAAAAAUCUGGUAUUAUCUCUUUUUUUUUUUCCAGGACACGAUUAGAUUUUUCAGAACCCCAGCUUUGGAAAUCGCAACAUUCGUCCAUGUUUGUUCUGUCCUUUUUGUUUGUGUGUGUGUGUGUAUAUGUGUAUGACAGCUGCCAAUAUUAGCUGCUUUACAGUAUUAGGUGUUAAAUUUAGUUUUGAGAUAUAUCACAGAUUUAUCUUUUUAGAGGGAUCCAAGUGUUGACCCACAAAGUUCUACAGAACUGGGACCUGGACCUGAGUGUCGUCUCUGUUUAAAAUUCAUAGUAAAGAGAUUUGGGAACAAAGUGUAAUUGAGCUGAUGUUCAUGUAGUUUCCAGUUGGGAAGGUGUUGAUUUUAUUGUGUUUGGGUUCACACUAAAUAAAAAACUUUCAGUUGA
This is a messenger RNA of Girardinichthys multiradiatus, 3493 nucleotides long. RefSeq names its product fat storage inducing transmembrane protein 2 (gene fitm2). The transcript is spliced from 2 exons. Lineage: Eukaryota; Metazoa; Chordata; Actinopteri; Cyprinodontiformes; Goodeidae. Bases 258 to 1037 code for a protein of 259 amino acids. The record is from RefSeq and is a predicted model, not a curated record. Gene Ontology annotation, cellular component: endoplasmic reticulum membrane. Gene Ontology annotation, biological process: lipid storage; lipid droplet organization; phospholipid biosynthetic process.